AUGCCCGCUGUCGAAACUACUCCCAUCACGGGAGUCAAUUAUACUCCAGAAGAGGUCAUACAUGCCUACCAGGAGAUCCACGACUUCGUUGAUUGCACGCCGCUUCACAAAGUUGAAUCCAACUCGGCCUUAGCAAAGUUCCUCAACACUCGAGUUAACGAUGCCGCCCCAAACGUUUCGAUUGAGCUAUAUUUCAAGCUUGAGAACCUGCAGCGCACAAACUCUUUCAAGAUCCGUGGUCUCAUGUGCUGCUUAUCGCGCAUGUCUGAUGAGAGGCUUAAAAGGGGAAUUGUGGUGUUCAGUACGGGGAACCAUGCCUUUGCUAGCGGAUAUGCAGCCUCUCUCCUGAGCCGCAUGCGUGGCAUCCAAAUACCAGUGCACGCAUUCAUGCCCCCGACAGCAUCCAAAACCAAAGUCUACCUCGCAGAGUCCCAAGGAGUACAAGUUCAUCUCUCGGGGAAUUCAGUGACAGAGUGCAUGCGCACUGCCGAAGCCUUUGCAGAAUCGCUUGGUACAUCCGUGCUAGCACCAGCCGACGAUUACGAUAUCAUUCGAGGCCAUGGCUCUGUGGGCAUUGAAAUCAUUGACCAAAUGCAGAAGCAUGAGAACUUUGGUGCCACCAAGCCCGAUGCCAUUCUUGUCCCCACAUCAGGUGCCGCGCUGCUUGCAGGAACAGCCGUUUACUGCCAGCCACAUGGCGUUAAUGUGUAUGGUACCGAACCUGCAAAGGGGUCGGCCGAUCUUUUGGCUGGCAGGAAGAGUGGGAAAAGAAGGGAGAUGGUGGACUCGUCAGUCAACACUAUUGCGGAUGGGCUGCGAUCCUGCGUUGCACCCAGAGCUUGGCCCGUCGUCAGCAACAAGACAUAUGUCAGAGAUGUCUUUGGUGUCAACGACGAGCAAAUCCGACAAGCACUAAAGUUUUUCGUUGCUGAGACAAAGACACUCGCCGAGACCUCUGGAGUAGUCCCUCUAGCCGCCUUACUGUUUUCUGAAGAGUGCAAGGAAGAGCUGGGGCGGCUUGCCAAUAAUGCAGAGAAUGGCAAGCUAAGGCUUGUAGUGGUCGUUACAGGAGGCAACGUCUCGCUGGAGGCGAUGGUGGAGGUUCUCAUGCUGGAUCCCAGGAAAAACCAUUACUGA
Messenger RNA from Trichophyton benhamiae CBS 112371, 1137 nucleotides. RefSeq lists its product as uncharacterized. The record is from RefSeq and is a predicted model, not a curated record. The coding region runs from base 1 to 1137 and encodes 378 amino acids. NCBI's taxonomy places the organism in Eukaryota, Fungi, Ascomycota, Eurotiomycetes, Onygenales, Arthrodermataceae. Gene Ontology annotation, biological process: L-threonine catabolic process; L-serine catabolic process. The transcript has 2 exons. Gene Ontology annotation, molecular function: L-serine ammonia-lyase activity; threonine deaminase activity; pyridoxal phosphate binding.